Linum trigynum is the source of this 3688-nucleotide messenger RNA. NCBI's taxonomy places the organism in Eukaryota, Viridiplantae, Streptophyta, Magnoliopsida, Malpighiales, Linaceae. The record is from the annotation of a GenBank genome assembly.
CAAAAUGAAACGAAAACAUUGAAUUAGGUUGAUUCAUGGGUUAGUAAACAGAACUCAAUUGAUGAACUGAAUGAAGAUCCGUAGUACAAAAUUUGUGGGUGUUUACUAACAAUAUGUUUAUUGUUUUUAUUGUGACAGCAAUGGCUAGCGGGGAAGAAACCCCGGCAGUUGAGCAAGGAGCAGCUUCUAGUACACCACGAGUGUCAACAAAGAAUGUACGGGCCAAAACUGAUCCGACUUGGAAUCAUUGUACCUUUCAUCUUGAGGGAAAGGUUGAGGUACGCACUUGCAUAUAUUGUGAGAAAGUAUUCAGAGGUGGAGGAAUCACUAGAAUGAAAAACAUCUAGCUGGAGUUAGUGGGGAUAAUGCUGUAUGUACAAAGGUUCCUCCUGAGGUGAGGCAAAACUUGAGCAAACUUUUGACUGAUUUUGAAGCUAAUAAGAAGAAAUCUGAACUUAUCAAAGUUGGAUUUAAAGAACCUCGUGAGACUAGUUCUUCUAGUGCACAUGAUGAUGGUAAUAGUUCUAAAAGAGUUGCUACUUCCACAAAUGUGUCUACUGGAUCAGUUGAAACUUUCUUUGCUCCACGAUCAACUUCUGGUAGCCAACCGGGAAUAAAGAGUGCCUUAGCAACUAAAGAAGCUGUAUUGUAUGUAGAUCGAGCAUGGGCUAUAUGGUUCUAUGAUGCAUGUGUUCCUUUAGAAGCAAUUAAAUCUCCACAGUUUAAAAUUGCAUUGGAUGCUUCUUUAACCCUUGGUCCUGGUUAUGGUGGUCCUACAUAUUAUGCUUUGAGGUUUACUUUAUUGGAUAACAUUGUGAAAGAAUGUCAGAUAUUGAUUGAGAAUCUUAGAUCUCAUUGGAAGGAAUCUGGAUGCACCAUUAUGGAAGAUGGUUGGACAGAUAAUAGGCAUAGAUCUUUUAUCAACUUUUUGAUUUAUUCUUCUAAUGGCACAUGCUUUGUGAAAUCCGUUGAUGCUUCUGGUAUGGUGAAGACGGGAAAGAACUUGUUUAAGUUGUUUAGUGGGGUCAUUGAUUGGGUUGGGGCAGAGAAUGUUGUGCAGGUGGUGACGGAUAAUGCAUCUAAUUAUAGAUCUGCAGGGAAGAUGAUUCAUGACCAUUAUGGUAAUAUAUAUUGAACUCCUUGUGUUGCUCAUACCCUGAAUUUACUUCUGCAAGACAUUGGAGGGCUGCCUCAUGUUAGGACUCUUGCAUAUCGAGCAACCAAAAUCUCUAAAUUUGUUUAUAAUCAUGGCCCACUUUAUUACUGGUUGAAGACAAGAGAUAAUUGGAAAGAAAUAGUGAGGCCUGGAGCUACAAGAUUUGCAACUACAUUUCUGCGUUUGCAAAGUAUUUUUGAGCAUAUGAAUGACUUGGAGGCUCUAGUGAUCAGUGAAUUCUUUCGAGAUAGUGAAUUCUCAAAAAUGCAGGUUGGAAAGGAUGUGAAGUCAAUUGUACUGGAUCAAUAGUUUUGGGUGGAUUGUGACUUCAUAGUUAAGUUGACAAUGCCAAUAGUGAAAUUACUUCGCAUUGUGGAUUCAUAUAGUAAACCAACUAUGGGGUAUGUACAUGAUGGGAUGAUUAGAGUGUCAAAAGCUGUGAAGGCUAUUUGUGAAGAUAAGGUGGAGCAGUACAAGCCUUACAUAGACCUCAUUAAUAAGAGGUGGGAUAAACAUUUGAGCCGUGAUUUGUUUGUGGCAUCAUACUUCCUUAAUCCGGCUUUCAAGUAUGCCAACGAUUUUGAAGAUACAAGGCCUAUUAAAAAUGGCAUUCUUGAUCUUCUUGAGAACCAAUCCUUAUGUCCUGAUACAAAUGUGGUGCUUGAGGAGCUGACUUUGUAUUCUUAACGAAAAGGUAAUUUUGGGAGGAAGCAAGCAAUUGAUUCUGUGCAAAAGCUACAACCAGGUAAUUGAAUUUAUGUACAUUAAUACUAGUUCUGUUUAUUAAGAAUUAAGAAACUAACAUGUAUGCUUAAUAUGCAGAUAAGUGGUGGAAAUGGUUUGGUAUUGAUGUUCCGCAUCUGCAGAAGUUGGCUAUUCGCAUUCUUAGCCAAAAUGCUUCUUCUUCUGGCUCUGAACGUAAUUGGAGUGUAUUUGAACGUGUGCACACCAAAAGAAGAAACAAAUUGCAGCACAAAAUGCUUAGUGAUUUGGUGUUUGUGAAUUACAACUUGCGACUGCAGAAUAGGUAUGAAUAAACUUGUGAAUUAUUAUUUGUUCUAGUUUUUAUAUUUACUAUUGAACUGAAUCAAUAUAUGCAUUCCACUUUGACUAGAGAGUAUUAUGCCAUGAAGAACAAAGAAUCAUAUGAUCCCAUAUCUCUUGAAAGCAUUCAUUCUGAUAUUUCUACUGAGUGGUUGAUAGAAGAGAAUGAAGGUGCAUCUUCUAAAGACAAGGAAUUGGAUAUUGAUGAGCUCGAUCGAGCACUUGCAGAGGAAGGUUUGUGAAUUAGUUAUUAUGAUGUGAAUUCUAAUACGUCAUAAUUUAUAAUGCUUCUUACUUGUUUUUUUUUUUUUUUUUGUAUUCUAGUUAGUGAUGAAGCAGAUGAAGGAGACGAGUUCCUGAAUGUUGACUUUUCUACAUUUGGAGUUGCUUGAAAAUAUGGAUUUGAUUUCAAACAAAAGAUCCAAUUAGUAGUUUCUACUUUCUAGUUUGAGACAUUGAACUUGUGGUUUGUGAACAUUAAAGUUUAAACUUGUGGUUUGUGAAACAUUAAGCUUGUGGUUUGUCAACAUUAAGCUUGUGGUUUUUGUACUAGUUUCUAAAAAUGUAUUUGGAUGAUUAUGAGGUUUAUUAGGUAUUGAAAUCUCGCACUUUGUUGAAUGUUACCUAAGCUUAUUUACUCUUUUACAGUUUCUUAGGCGGUAUAAUCCGGUUUUAUUCCGGUAUUUUCCCGGUAUGGUACCCUAAUUUUGUCGGUACGGUUUUUUAACAAAAUAUUAAUUUUUUUAUUCCAAAAACGGUAUUUGCCGGUAGGAAACGGUUGAACCAUGGUUGUACCACGAUUUUACCAUGCCAAAAACGAUUCCGGUUUGAUGUCCGGUACGGUUUCGUAAUCCAUGGUUUUGAUAAGUGACUCAGGCUUCCUACACGGCCACGACCCACACGGCCGUGUGGAAUUCCAGGAUGCCCGUGUGAGUUCCCUGGAAUUUCCACACGGCCACAGGGGGUCACCUACAUAGCCCGUGUGACUUUGCCAGUGCAAUUUGGUGCCACAUGGCCAGGCCACACGACCGUGUAGGUUUUAGGCGUGCCCGUGUGGCUCCAUCAGCUUCACGCCACAUGUCCAAUCUUCAUCCAAUCGACCCCGAACUCGUCCCCAAACCUUCAUUCACGUACUAGGACCUGAAAUAUCACAAACAAGAACAACCUAGCGUGAAAUUGGCCUAAAACACGAGAAUCGACAUCUCAAACGGCUCAAGAAUAGGGGUAAAAAUAUGUGCAAUUAACGGUCUAUCAAACUCACUCUAAGAUUUAUCAUUGUGAUGUGUGUCAUUAUUCCAAACACAAACGUUUACCUUUCCCCAUUAGCACCAGUGUUGCAAAAUGUGCCUUUGAACUAUUACAUGUUGACAUUUGGGGCCCCUUAUCUGUUGUUUCCUAUGAUGGUUAUUCCUAUUUCUUGACUGUUGUGGAUGACUACUCACGAGGAGUAUGGGUUUUCCUUAUGAAACAUAAACAUGAGACAAGGGG